Messenger RNA from Aspergillus aculeatinus CBS 121060, 1142 nucleotides. Its product is annotated as proline racemase family protein. NCBI's taxonomy places the organism in Eukaryota, Fungi, Ascomycota, Eurotiomycetes, Eurotiales, Aspergillaceae. The coding region runs from base 75 to 1142 and encodes 355 amino acids. The transcript has a single exon. Gene Ontology annotation, molecular function: 4-hydroxyproline epimerase activity. The record is from RefSeq and is a predicted model, not a curated record.
CCAUCCUAUAAAAUCGCCCAUUGUCGCGCUGAACAGACCAUGUCAACAUCCGAGCACAAUCUAUCUUCACAGCCAUGCAUUUCAAGCGCACCAUCAGCAUCGUGGACUGCCACUGCGCCGGGGAGGUCGGCGACGUGAUCGUGGGCGGCGUGCUGGACCCGCCCGGCUGCAGCAGCAUGUACGAGAAGCUGGCGCAUUUCCGCGACCGCGAGGACCACAUCCGCCAGCUGCUGCUGAACGAGCCCCGCGGCCGGCCGGCCAUGUGCAUGAACCUCGUCCUGCCGCCGUGCAACCCCGAGGCCGACGCGGGGUUCCUCAUCAUGGAGAGCGAGGAGUACCCGCCCAUGUCCGGCGGCAACAUCAUCUGCACCACCACCGUGCUGCUGGACACGGGCAUGGUGGCGAUGCACGAGCCCGUCACCGAACUUCUGCUGGAUACCGCGGCUGGCCCCGUCGCGGUCACCGCCGACUGCGCGAAUGGGAAAUGCACCGCCGUCGCGUUCCAUAACGUGCCUGCCUUUGUCUUUGCGCUGGAUCUCCCCGUCCAGGUCCCGGGGCUGGGGACGGUGUCUGUGGAUAUUGCCUGGGGUGGGAUGAUCUAUGCCAUUGUCGAUGCGACGAAGAUUGCCGGGGGGUUGAAGAUUGAGAACCGCAAUGGGCCGAAGUUGAUUGAGAUUGGGGAGCGCAUUAAGCAGGCUGUGCAGCAGAGUGACUUCGUGCCCGUGCACCCGGACAACCCGCAGAUUCGAGGGGUCAGUAUUCUGGAGUUCACUGAGCCCUUGACUGGGUCUGCUUCGACGGGUGAUUUGACGGCUGUGAAUACGGUCGUGGUGUCGCCGGGUCGAUUUGACCGGUGUCCCUGUGGAACGGGGAGCUCAGCGCGCAUGGCGGUGAUGCAUGCGCGGAGUCAGCUGCAAGUUGGGGGGAAGUUCCAGCACCGCAGCAUCAUCGGCAGUAGCUUUGAGUGCUGGAUUGAGGGGACCACGCGGGUGGGCCAGUACGAGGCGGUGCUUCCGGUCGUCAAGGGCAGCGCGUGGAUCACCGGGUUUCGCCAGGUGGGGUUGGAUCCUACCGACCCGUUUCCGGUGGGCUUCAGAGUCGGAGACCAGUGGCAUGUAGCGGAUGAUGCUGGAAUAUCUUGA